This is a messenger RNA of Cheilinus undulatus (humphead wrasse), 3331 nucleotides long. Its product is annotated as macrophage receptor MARCO-like. The record is from RefSeq and is a predicted model, not a curated record. Bases 19 to 1203 code for a protein of 394 amino acids. Gene Ontology annotation, cellular component: membrane. The transcript is spliced from 14 exons. NCBI's taxonomy places the organism in Eukaryota, Metazoa, Chordata, Actinopteri, Labriformes, Labridae.
AGGGGGAUUGUGCAGAGCAUGGAGAUGUCUGAGGACAUGACGGACCGAGUGUCGUUCACUCAGACUAACCCGCUGUUUGACAUGUCUCUGAGCAGGAAUGAUCUCUACAGCUUUCAGCCUGACGAUCUGAAGCCGGCCAGGUCCAGGAGACCGUGGUGCUUCUACUUCAUUGUUUUUUACCUCAUCCUGCAGACCAUCCUCAAUGCAGUCCUCUUUUAUAAAGUGUUCAAGUUGGAGUCUUUCCAGUCAGACCCUCAGUCAGCAAAACAGAUGUCCAAUCACAUUCCUGUAGACGGAGAUCUAGGCAACAACUUCCAGACUCUUCUUCAAAACAACAGCCAAGAAACAAAGAACCUGAGGAGUCGUCUGUGGGCGCUGCAGAGCCAGGUUGAUGACCUGUGCGGGGCGGAUGGUCAGAUUCACCGACUGACAUCUGACAUGAAGCUGCUCAACACCAGCACUCAAAAACUGGACGGGAAACUGACCAGCAUCAGCCUCAAAGCAGGUCCUCCUGGUCCAGCCGGGGCCCAGGGGUCUCCAGGACAGAAGGGGCCUAAAGGUGAUGGGGGUACUGUUGGCCCAAAAGGAGACCUGGGACCCAAAGGAGAGAAAGGAGACGCCGGCCAGCCUGGACCCACUGGACCUCCUGGACCACCCGGAAACCAAGGACCAGGUGCAAAGGGAGAAAAAGGAGACCCGGGGCCCCAAGGUCCCCGUGGAGAGAAGGGUGACACUGGGGAUGCAGGAAGUUCAGGAACACCGGGUGUUCCUGGGCCCAAGGGAGAAAAGGGAGACAGAGGAAGUGACGGUCAACAAGGACCUCCAGGUCUGAUUGGACCUCCUGGUUUCAACGGGACUGAUGGUCCUCCUGGACCCCCGGGACCUAAAGGAGAAAAUGUGGUCAACUUGAAUGUGCGUCUCGUGCCGGCGGGGAGCCGAGGCCGUGUGGAGGUGAAGUACAACGGCAUGUGGGGCACAGUUUGUGAUGACGGCUUUGACACCGUGGACGGCAAAGUGAUCUGUAGGAUGCUUGGCUUCCAGUAUGCCACUUCUACCUUCACUGCUACCCCAGGCACCGGGAAGAUCUGGCUGGACGACCUGGCCUGUGUAGGAACAGAAGGGGACAUCUUUGACUGUCCUCACUCUGGAAUCGGUGUUAACAACUGCCAACACUCGGAGGACGCUGGAGUGAGCUGUGCUUAAGCUGACACCAUCCUGAAGACACAGAAGAAAGAUGUUUCUGCUGGUCUUCACUGUUCACUUUGAUAAACAUGCAGAUAAAAGACUGACAGGAAGAGACCAUGCUCUGUGACGUCACACUCAUAAUGGGAAACAUCAUGUCUGCUAUAAUCCAGGUCAAUAAAACCAGAAACAAAGGACUUUAAAAUCAGGCUCAUAUACAAUACUCUGCACAACUUUUAGGCAUGUUUGGGCUAAAAACUGAGGAUGAAGUAAGGUUUGUGAUCAGCAAGGUCAUCUGAGGGCACGAUAUGGCAGGAAGGAGGAUUGACACAACCCUGGUAGUGCUCUGGAUGUCCUUGCAUGUUACCAAGGGCAUCUGUUGGAAAGAUAACAAAGUCAACAAUAUAAGGGGGGAGUAAGGGAUGAAUGUGGUGAUAAAGCACGGCCUCGGGUUCCAUACAGGUGGGUUUCCAUGUGCUCCUUGUCAUGCUGUGGAUGUCCCACUGGCCUGAAGUCCACUGAAUAGAAUAGAAUAGAGUCGUCUUUAUUGCCAUUGUACAAUGAAAUUGAGUGCAAUCCUUGUGGUGCCAUGACAGUCAAUCAGAGCCACAAAAACAAUGAAUGUGCAAAAUAGAUAAAACCAUAUUUAAAUCCAUAAUAGAAGAUCUGAAACAAUACAAAAGUGUCUAAGGAGAAAAUAAAAGCACAUAACAACCACCCAUACAGGAAAUCUCACAUCACAUUCUGCAGUCCUUAUUGCACUAAUUCUCUUUAAAGUUCAAAAUCAGUUCAUCAGGUCUGAGCAGCAUUCAGUGUGGUGAUGGCUUUGUUUUACUGGGGUUCUCGGGGCAUUUGACCAGGGGUUAUAAAAGAAAUGCUGUUGAGCUUGAACUUGACUUCCAGGCGACACAUGUGUGCUUGUAGACAGCUUGACCUUGGCAGUCCUGCUAGCCCUCCAGCCCCAGUCUGUGGCAGAUCAGGCCCUAUGAAGAAUCCUUAUUGCCCUACAUGCCUAAAACUUCUGCACGUGACUUUGAAUGUCAGGAAACCCUAUUACGGUCACGUAUCAUCCUCCACAGUGUCUGUUUUCCUCCCAUUUUCAUCCGUUUACAGUGGCAUCAGUGCAGACCCUCUACAGUACAACAUGAUAACAUUUAAGCUUCCCACUUUGAGUAUGACGUCACAGAAACAUGGCUGCUAAGGGAUAAAUGCUGUAGCAUAUAAAUCAUUGACACACCAGGCUGCAGGGAAGAAAACAGCGCUGAUACCAAUCAUGCCCACAGCUGGAUGUCAUCACAUUUUUAUAAAUGAGUAUGAAAUUCUCCUUAUUGCUGAACACAUUAGCUUAAAUGAUGGCCUCAUGUAAACAGAAUCAUGCUGAUUUAACUUUUCUGCUAUAAAACUCUGCACUCUUUCACAAACGGACAGAGCUGAAACUGUCUGCCUCUUUAGUUCAAAUCAUCAUCUGCCACUCAGUCUUCAUCAAUCCUACUCCUCCUCCUCCUCCCAUGCUCGGCCGCUCUCCCCCUCAGCGACAUGCCAUCACCUUCUGUCCAUCGCUCACCACCAUACACCGCUCUGCAGAGGUCAGCAGAGAUGAAGAGGUCAUUUUGAAGGGCUGGAGUAGAGAUGAGGAAAUGUUUCUGACACAGCUGGCACAUCACGUUUUAUCUGACGCCUGCAGGAGGAAGACCGUAGAUCAGAGGAGGAGGAGGGAGAAGAGCUGUCCCCAUCUCUGUUCUUCUGUUUGAUGCUAAAUAGAACGCAUGCCAGGAUGGCCUGCUGCUGUCCUCCAUGUUUGAUUUUCUACUUAAGUAACAUCUGAUCAUGGAACUUAGAGAUUGAAGCUACAGCAGGGAGACUACCUGUAAAUCAAUGCUUCUUACAUUAAGCUUAAAUGACGGCCUAGGCAUGUGAUUAAUCAGAAUUAACCUUCCACAGAGACUACACUUAGUUGCAGUUACAUUUUUAAGACCUGGCUACAUGAAUUAUGAGUGAGUGAAGCUCAAGUUCAAAAGAUAACUCCAUCGCUGAUAUCUUUAUAUAAUGCCUGGAUUAUGAUACAUUUAUACUCUGGACAACUGUAUUUAACCAUGUGAAGUAAUGUUUACUUGAUGAUACGUUUUAAAUAAACUGGCCAAUGAUUUUA